AUGAAGGACCCUAAACCCCGAGUCAUCCUUCUCCUCACGUACCCGCGUACGGCAUCGAACCUGCUCACCCACACUCUGUCACUCGAUCGGCAACCUAAUACCAUUUCGCCCUGGAGUGGAGGUUACUUCUUCCGGCCCGUGGUCGUCAAUAACACGCUCCCCUACCCGGGCAAACAUGUUCAAACCUGGACAAAGGCGCAGCGGGCCCACGCCGCCCACGUCUACCAGUCCUGUUACGAUGACCUGUGCCUGUGGAUCGACAAGGCACGAGCCGAGAACAAAACUCUCUUCCUCAAGGAGCAUAUCCGGUUCAUGGUGGACCCGACAGCUCUGAGUGCAUUCAUGCACGGAGACGGUACGGUGUUUGAGGCACCGUGGACGGUGCGAAGUCCCCGAGACGGGUCCAAAGAGACUCACUCCCCCAGGAAUAUAACAAUACUUCCCGAUCGAGUCUUGGCAGAAGCGCGUCACAUCUUUCUCAUUCGACAUCCAGCCCUCACGGUUCCGUCGUAUUACCGGGCCUUUGUGGAUCUACACGGCCCGGAAGCUGUGAUAAAAGAGGAAGCUAGGUUGAUGGCCCACGUCACUCUAUAUUGGACACGCUGUGUCUAUGACUGGCUACAGUCCAUACAGGCCAGCUCUGAUAUGGUCCAGCCCAUGAUACUAGACGGGGAUGAUUUCAUCACAAACCCGCAGUUGUUGACGGAGGUGUGUGAAUUCACGGGAAUGGAUAGCUCGAAGCUGCAGUUUGAGUGGGCGCCGGCGACCGAGGCGGAACUUGAUCAGCUUCCAGAUACGACGAUGAGGAGAAUGCGAGGGACGCUCUUCACCUCUUCGGGCGUUAUGAAGGAGAAGGCUUGGAACGGCAACCGCUGUAUUAGGGAAGAAGCGCACAAGUGGAGGGAUGAAUUCGGAGACCACGGAGCGGAGUGGAUUCAGAAAUGGGUUUGGAAGUCAAUGCCAGAUUAUGAGUUUCUCAAAGCAAGGAGGUUUCUGGGCAAAGCUUGA
Molecule: messenger RNA, 1008 nt
Organism: Penicillium riverlandense
Lineage: Eukaryota; Fungi; Ascomycota; Eurotiomycetes; Eurotiales; Aspergillaceae
Exons: 1
Coding region: 1-1008 (335 amino acids)
Molecular function (GO): sulfotransferase activity
Source: RefSeq, a predicted model, not a curated record